AUGGCAGGUACCAUACGUGACCAGCGAGAUUGCUGCAAGGAGUCUUGUCAAUGCGUCCCUUGCACUCGGAGAUGUGUCUGUGCAUCUGCCAUUGGUUUUAUUAUACUUGCCGUUAUCAUUGCUGCCAUUGCAUUAAUUGUCACAGUUGGUAUCCCCCCACGUACAGCAGUGAAUCGUUUAUGUGUGACUACCAGUAACCAGACAGGCUUUUUAUGUGACAACCGAGAGACCUGUAUACCAGCCAGCCAAGUCUGUGACACAAGAAGACAUUGUGCAAAUGGGGAGGAUGAGCAAGAGACACUAUGUAGUGACUUACCCAACAACCUUCCAGGUUACUUAAUAUUUCAUUGCAGCAAUCCCCGAUUUUGGAUACCUGCAGACAAACGAUGCAAUGGGAUCAAUGAUUGUGGAGACUGCUCUGAUGAAGUAGGGACCUGGGCCAGAUGUCCUCCUUGUGGGUCUCAGUGGUGGAGCUGCACCAUGGUCGUCUUUUACAUGUAUUGUAGCUGCAUUCCCAGAAGCCUUUGUCGAGAUGGCAUACAGCACUGCUUUGACUGGUCUGAUGAAUAUAUCUGCACAAAGUGAGCAGCCAAGGACUGCAAACCUUCACAAGAUAAUGGGAGCAAUUCAUCAAGUACCGUCGUCGUGGAACCACCAUUCAUUUCAGAGGAGCUUUGCAGAGGAUAUUUUAUGUAGUGUUACAUAUAGCGCUUCCAGAUCAAUGAUUUGUCAUUUCUUGAUCUAAGGAAGGUAUUUAUAAACCUCAAAAGCAUCAGCAAAUAGACCAAAUUUAGAAUAAAAGGAAUCUGGAUUUGAUUUUUAUCCAACUUCAAGAGAGGACACAAAUCAAGCAAUAACUGACAAACUUGUAGCACAAUUCUCUUGCUAAAUGAAAUAGCAGAUACACUAUCUGCACUUCUAAUGUAAACCAUGUGUUUGUGUUGGCCCACUUCAACUUGCCUGUCAACUUGUGGAGACACUAUGAAUUUCACUGGGUUUUUGUGGGGAAGGAAUACUCAGAUGUGGCUUUGCCAGUUUCUUCCUCUGAAAUAAGGUGUACAGAACUCGGUAUUCAUUGGCAGUCUCCCACCCAAGUAUUAACCAAGACCAACCCUGCUUAGCUUCAGAGUUCACAAAGUCUUUAAUAGCAUCUUAUUCAUACUCAACGUUAUGAAAUGACUGAUGGCCUCCUGUGCCAAUUGUUUGUUGAAUCUACUUUCCACACUUUCAUGUUUUUUU
Molecule: messenger RNA, 1239 nt
Organism: Anolis sagrei ordinatus
Lineage: Eukaryota; Metazoa; Chordata; Lepidosauria; Squamata; Anolidae
Gene: LDLRAD1
Product: low density lipoprotein receptor class A domain containing 1
Cellular component (GO): plasma membrane
Molecular function (GO): protein binding
Source: RefSeq, a predicted model, not a curated record